Messenger RNA from Strongylocentrotus purpuratus (purple sea urchin), 2786 nucleotides. RefSeq names its product synaptotagmin-15. The transcript has 3 exons. Bases 2071 to 2508 code for a protein of 145 amino acids. Lineage: Eukaryota; Metazoa; Echinodermata; Echinoidea; Camarodonta; Strongylocentrotidae. Gene Ontology annotation, molecular function: phosphatidylserine binding; syntaxin binding; calcium ion binding. Gene Ontology annotation, biological process: regulation of dopamine secretion; cellular response to calcium ion; regulation of calcium ion-dependent exocytosis. The record is from RefSeq and is a predicted model, not a curated record.
ACUUGUAUUCCAGACGAAGGUGAACAAUGGCGGGUUCAAGGUGAUUGAACAUCUGUACCCGAUUCAAACGAAAGUGAAUCGGCUGUCGCGAAAGCAUAUUUCCCCUAAAAAGUAUAAUCUUCUUUGGUUAUAACUUUCCUUUAUUUUACAUCGAUUUUAAUUCACCUUCCCGUCCUCAUCUUUCAUAGGCUAUUAGUCUCUUUGCUUUUUAGUCUGAUGUUACCCUCUCCCCCUUCAGCUCGCCUCUCGAUAUCCCAGGGCCGUGGCAGCUCGAGUACAGCUACACGUACUCAACUCGAGUGCGAAUAUCCAAAGUUAUCUCGUUCGCACGGUUUUACCAAAUAUGAAUUAUGAUCACAACUGGGUUGAAUUUUGGCAAGAUAAGACGGUUUUGCCUCAGGCCUCUAGCCUUCCUCGGCUACGGUGCAUUAUAAUCAGUUGGAAUUGAUACUGGAAACGACGAAUAAGCAAAUUCUCUCCUAACAUUAAAGUACCUCAUAGCUUAUUUCACAUAUCUAUGUCGAGCUUUCCCGAGCUUCAGGUCCUCCCGAGGUGUAAAACCUUGGAAAAGACGCCGUAGGUGUCUGAACACGUUCACCUUAGGUUGUUACGAGUCAAUGCCGAGUUAUAUGCGGAACUUCCCAGAUCUUUCUCCGAGUUCUCUACGACUCAUCUGGGCAGAUGUGGUUUGAACAAAGUAAACGUCAUCACUUUAUUACAAAAUGAGGCAGCAUUCGAUCUGGCUAAUUUAAUCACAGUUUUUUUGUAAUCGUUAUUAAAUAUAUGGCUUACACAUUAAGACUUGUAUAACAAUUACGUUAACACUGUUCCACGGGAGAAUACUGUUAGCGACGUUACUGUUCAUAAUUAAUUAGAUAAUUAGAUCGAUAAACAACAAUUAAUGACAAAGACAAAAUUCUCUUCGCAAGAUGGCAUUCUUGGAAGAAACAAUAAUGGACGACCAUAACCAUGUUUAUCGCCUUGCAAAUUCGAAUAGUGUUAAAUCGGUCAUGGCAGCAUUUUUGGCGUCCCACAGGGCUAGUUCUCGGGGCCAUAAUAUUCAGUCUAUUAAUUCCGUCUAGUUCGGUCUAAUUCCGUCUCGUUCCGCACCGGACACGAUAAAGUGUGAAAGGGGCUUUAGUGUCAGUCGCGUCACGCUUGAGAAAUAUAUCUGAGUGCGGAUAUCAUCCCCAAGUCAACUGCGGCAGGAUGUUAUUGAAAAUAGUCAUCACGUUUCAUAAAUUUGAGAGGCUUUUUAGAGGAUGCCAUAUUACUUCGAUAUUGUUUUUUUCUUCUUCUUCAGACAUCCGAUUUUGAUAUAGCAAUGAGGUCAACCAUAUUUUGGAUGUCUAAACAACAUAAUAUCAUCGCGGUUUAAACUAAUGGCCAACGUCCUGAAGUAUUUACCUCCUAAACGAAACUCUUACUCGACCAACCCUAAAAACCUCCUUGAUCGAGGAUUACAUGACAUAUCAACAACGGGUGUACAAGAGGGGGAUUUUAUUCGCGUGGAUGACAUAAAUUGAAAUUUCCAUAUUGAGUUUCUAUAGGGCUGCUAGGCUAGUAAACGGGGUAAAAUCUGUCCAGUGCUUAAGAACAUUAGUUUUUUUAUAUUCUUGUAUGUUACUUCUAUUAUUUUAACUAGAAAUUUCACAAAUUUAAAAAGUGGUUAACAUGUAAACUUUUCUUCUUCAUCUUCCCCACCACACCAGGUUGUACCUUCACCUCCAAUCGAUCGAGGACCUGCCUUCGAAGGGACACCGUGAGAAUGUCUCCUACGAUCCUGUUGUUCUCUCUUGCCUUCUUCCCGACUGCAAACAUGUCCAGAAGUCCAAGUCUGCCAAGGCCUCACUCAACCCCGUCUUCGACGACACCGUCGUUUUCCCGCUCGACCGCACCAAGAGCGCGGAGAACGUGGCCGUCCGGAUCUCGGUCUACGAGUCAGACGACCUGUGCACCAAUGGCGCCUGUACCACUAGUGCCAUCGGCCACGUGCUCUUGCCCGUGGUCGACUGCCUAACGCCUACGGACCAUCCCCGAGAGUUCCGUCGACGGGUUGGUAGACGAUCAAUGAUCACUGGUAACCUAGGUCGUCUGUUGAUAUCCCUGGCCUAUCUACCUUCUCUAGAGAGGCUCUCCUGUGUUAUACUACGGGCAAAAGACGUUAAAUGUGAGAAGGGAACCAAUGUGUCUUCCCUAGAAACCUACGUGAAAGUGACCCUCAUGUGCGGGGUGGAUAAAGUCAAGUCUCGCAAGACGGCCAUCAUCCGCGGCACCGACAACCCUGUCUACACGGAGUCCCUUUGCUUCGUGGUUCCUAUGUCCUACAUCGAUGAGACUUCACUGGUCAUCCAGCUAACUCAACAUGCUCAGCUCAAGAAGGAUAAGAUCCUCGGACAGGUCAUCCUAGGACCAUACAUCUACACACAGGGCAGCGCCAUCAGUCAUUGGGGGAAGAUGCUGGCAAGACGAGAAGCAGCCAAACAGUGGCACAAUCUAUAUCUUUAGGAUGUACAUGUAUGCCUUGUAUCGUCUGCAUUCUGUUCAUUUAUUCCUAGCAGUAGUUAUCCAAAACUUAAUAGCGUGCUUUCUUUUCUUAAUGAUAAUUCUUGUUUGGUUUGUAGAUAAUGGUCAUCAACUUAUCCCUUGAUCGCUGUUGAACAGUAGAAGGGCUAAUUUCAAAAUUAUAUUUAUUCAGUAUACAAUGAUUGAGAAUACGAAGCCUGUUUCCCAAUAGGAAGGAAUUAAGUUAAUAAUUGUCUUGUUUUUGUCUUGCAUACAUGACC